AUGAACAUACUCUUCCGGAAGAAUUUCCAGGCGGAAGGCUCCUCCAAGGAGAGGAGCUAUUCCAGCGGCCUGGGCAGGAGAACGCCCAGCGGCAACACCAAUGCACUGGGAACCGUGCGGAGGACCAGGGAAUCCAGGUGUUCGAUGAUGAUCGACUCGGAUCAUACUUGUCCGUUUAGGACCCACAUACUCCUGGGUCACGCAAACUUCCCACAGGAGUUUGAGGACUUCGUCGGGCCACCUUUGCUGGCGCAACCCAAACCCACCUCGGCCGUCCCGCUCAUACGGUGGAUCCGGAGGAAACAGUCCACGGGGAAGGCCGAGACGAUCGUCACCAACACGCCACAAUUCACGAACGCCACGGGGACCAGUGCGAACGUGGCCAGCAGCUCGGUCAACAACAAUCCAAUUGACAAGAAUUGCAGAGGUCGCCAUGGUUCGUAUUCUACACUAAAUAAUCCCACUGGUACAAACGGUCAUAGUACGCUCCAUAUAAGAAAAGUCGAUUCGGCGAGUAUUGCCAACAUGGACAAAGAUUGUUUCAUCAUACCAAUCGCUUAUUUGGACCGAUUCCUACCCGACGGGGUCAACCUCCCCACGACGCCAAAUCCAAACAAAACCAAUGCUCUAAAUAUGGUCGAAGUAGACGACCCGAAAACUUGCCUCAUGUUUCACAUGAUGACCACGUUGGAACCGAUCGAUCCUGUUUUAGAAUCUCCUUUGUCGGAUCCAAUGGCCAGACAAACGGCAGCUGCUUGUGCCCUGCUUACAGAAAUAGCAGCAACAAAAGUAGCUUCGGAGGGCAUGUUGCUGGCAAAUUUAGAAAAAGACGCCGUGUUCCCGUUCAUUACAUAUUACGUGCUGAAUAAGUCAUCGGUCUCCAAUCCCCGUGAAGUGGCUGUGAACGUUCGGAACACGACUCUGAAAAAAUUCGACCCCCGGGUCAUCAAGCACACCACCGAUCAUACGUUCGACUUGUUCACCGAAGUGGCCAACAUCGUGUGCCCGCCAAUGAGCCAGUCGAAGAGGCCUAGGGGCACGCACACCGCUUACAUCAUAUCCGUGUACAAAGUAUUCGACGGCGACGACAGUGAAAAGUUCGAGAAACACUGGCUUUAUUGGACAGGCGCACGCAUGAUCUACAACUAUCUACCGAAAUCUGCCGGUUUGAGGAGGAUAACGUUACACAAGUCGCAAUCGAACGGCGACAAACAGUACGUGCUCAUGUGCGAAUGUGCCAAUUUACUACAAGACUUCACGUCCGUCGCCAAGUUACUGCCGGCGCUCAAGGCUAGACUGUGCGGUUGCACUGGAGUGUACCGAUCUAUAUUCAUAAUUUAA
Macrosiphum euphorbiae (potato aphid) is the source of this 1341-nucleotide messenger RNA. The record is from the annotation of a GenBank genome assembly. NCBI's taxonomy places the organism in Eukaryota, Metazoa, Arthropoda, Insecta, Hemiptera, Aphididae.